This is a messenger RNA of Mirounga angustirostris (Northern elephant seal), 2207 nucleotides long. RefSeq names its product serpin family A member 5 (gene SERPINA5). The transcript has 5 exons. Gene Ontology annotation, molecular function: serine-type endopeptidase inhibitor activity. Gene Ontology annotation, biological process: negative regulation of endopeptidase activity. Lineage: Eukaryota; Metazoa; Chordata; Mammalia; Carnivora; Phocidae. The record is from RefSeq and is a predicted model, not a curated record. Bases 76 to 1326 code for a protein of 416 amino acids.
GCUGGUUCCGGUCCCAACACUCUGCUUUUCACUGAACACGAGGGACCGUGAGCUCCACUGCGUGCACGCUUGGCCAUGGGACAAAGACGAGGAGCAGCCACAAUGCAGGUCUGCCUCCUCCUGUGCCUGACGCUCCUCAGCCCGCUGGGCGCCAGCCUGCGCGGCCACCGCUCCCGAGAGGCAAAGAAGAGAGUCAAGGAGCCGCCCGUGCUCAGCACGCGGGCCCCCGCCAGCAGGGACUUUGCCUUCGACCUCUACAGGGCCUUGGCUACAGCUGCCCCCGACCAGAACAUCUUCUUCUCCCCUCUGAGCAUCUCCACCACGCUGGCCAUGCUGUCCCUGGGGGCGCGAUCGCACACAAAGGUGCAGAUCCUAGAAGGCCUGGGCCUCGGCCCCCAGGAGGGUUCGGAGGAGGAGCUCCAUGUCACCUUUCACCAGCUGCUGCGGGAGUUCGCCCAGCCCAGGAAGGACAUCCAGCUGAGCCUUGGCAACGCCCUGUUCGUCAGCCCCACAUUUCACCUCCAGGACACCUUCCUGAAUGCCGUGAAGACGCUGUACCUGGCAGACGCCUUCCCCACAAACUUCAUGGACCCCAUGGGGGCCCAGAAGCAGAUCAAUGAUUACGUGGCAAAGCAAACGGAAGGCAAGAUUGUGGACUUGGCUGAGGACCUAGAUAGCACGGAGGUCAUGGUUAUGGUGAAUUACAUUUUCUUUAAAGCUAAGUGGGAGACAAGCUUUGACCACAAAAGCACCCGAAAGCAGGAUUUCCAUGUGACUUCAGAGACGGUGGUGCGGGUGCCCAUGAUGAAACGGGAAGACCAUUAUUAUUACUUCCUGGACCGAAACCUCUCCUGCAAGGUGGUGGGCGUCCCCUACCAAGGGAAUGCCACCGCUUUCUUCAUUCUCCCCAGUGAGGGCAGGAUGGGACGGCUGGAGAACGGACUGAAUGGAGAAACACUGAGGAAGUGGCUCAAGAUGUUCACAAAGAGGCAGCUUGAGCUCUACCUUCCCAAGUUCUCCAUCGAGGGCUCUUACCGGCUGAAGGAGGUCCUCCCCACGCUGGGCAUCAAUGAUGUCUUCACCUCCCAUGCUGACUUGACUGGCAUCACCAACCACUCCAGCAUCCAGGUGUCUGAGAUGGUGCACAAGGCCGUGGUGGAGGUGGACGAGUCGGGGACCAAAGCAGCUGCGGCCACAGAGGCCAUCUUCAUGUUUAAGUCGGCCCCAAUGAGCUCUCAAAGGGUCAUGUUCAACAGGCCUUUUAUGAUGCUUAUUGUGGAGAAUUCCACCAACAUCCUCUUCCUUGGCAAAGUGACCCACCCCUGAGGUCGGGGUUUCUCCUGAAAGGCCACAGGCCUCUGUAGUGGAAGUUGAAGGUGCACUGUGGCAUCUCUCUGCUGGGAGCUGGUGAUUUACACAGGUUUUGUGGACUAAUGAGGCUUUCACAAGUAAUAAUAGUCACAGUAUUGAUAUACUAAUGAUUGUUUCUUCUCACACAACUGCAUGACGUGGACACCCUGAAGCACCUUCAAGAGCAUUUGGUUUUGCCCUCACCCUUCAUCAGUGGAGUCUAACACUGAGGCCCAGAGAGGUUGGUUGACUUGCCCAAGGUCACACGGCAUGUUAGUGGUAGACAGAAGCCCAGAAUCCAGGCCCCUGACGCCCAGUCCGGUGCCUAGAGCUCUGUAGGAGGAUUGUUCUGGUAGACAUUUCUACCAAGAAAUGUAUUUCCAAGCCGAGUCCUCCUCUUGCCAGCAAUACCAGCCAUCAGUUCAUCAUGGUGUGGAAAGAACACUGAAAUGGGAGUCUGGAAUGGGGCUUCUGUCCCAGCUAACCAGCUGUGGGACAUUGGGGUAAUGCUGUCCCUCUCUGGACCUCCAUUUCCCCCUCGCAUACAAUGAAGGAUCAGGUGAAGGGUGGAAGGCUCCUCGACAUUAUAUAAGGAAGCUGAGGUGUUCCCUGCCAGUCACAGUAGAUUUUAACACAUUCCAGUGCUACUUGUCCUUGAAGAAAAGCAAGUGGACAGCAGGGUGGAAAUGGCCCAUCACGGCAUCGAACCAUCCUGUGGCUUCAGUUACAACCUCCCGGCGUUGGCUGGGGACAGGAGCACAGAGACCUGUGGCGAAUACUACAGUAUCUUUUGAAGACAUUGAUGACUAACUGUGACUUUUAGUGUCGACAGUAACAAUAAAACACUCUGCAAACAC